Molecule: messenger RNA, 1278 nt
Organism: Morchella importuna
Lineage: Eukaryota; Fungi; Ascomycota; Pezizomycetes; Pezizales; Morchellaceae
Exons: 4
Coding region: 1-1278 (425 amino acids)
Source: RefSeq, a predicted model, not a curated record
AUGGACGAAUUGACUCCAAUUUCAUCUCGUUCGACCUCACCUUUACCAAAGUUCAAUAGUAUUCCUGAUUCUCUGUCAUUUGACAAAAUUAUCGCUGGAGGAACAUGUCCGCCUAUGACAUGUCGUGAUUUCAUGAGAUAUCUUACAUAUGUCGAACACUCUGCCGAGAAUCUUCAAUUUUAUCUUUGGCUUCGCGACUAUUCCGCACGUUUCGAGGCGCUUCCCGAUAACGAGAAGGCUCUUUCUCCAGAGAUAGCCCCAUACUCCCAAUUUUCGGACGUAAAUGGGUUCAAUACGAACAACACCAACUCUGCCAACAGGCCCACUAGACUUGCAACGAAGUUUUUUGCUGAUGCAUUUUUAAUUCCAAAUGCACAUCUAAAAGUGCCACCCCAAACAAAGGGUAAUCCAUUCACCACACCGCCUGGCAGUCAGGGUUCUUCAAAUAACCUUUGGGGUUCUGGGACGGAUUCGGGGAGUAUUACGGGCAUCGACCAUGCAGCGGUUACUGCGGACGCAUUUCAGGCUGUGGAUUUAAAGUGGCAACCUUUCACAAUACAACCAUUCCGUGAAGAAAUCACUCGUAUGAUUGCCAUUUAUGUUGCCGAGGGUUCCCCUCGGGAACUUAACGUCUCGGCCCGUGAUCGUGUUGUAGCCCUGCGUGCAUUGGCUCAGACAACACAUCCUUCGGCCCUUGAUCCUCUCAAGAAAGCCGUCGAAAGCACACUCCGUCACCAGGCUCAUCCAAAUUUCAUCAGAUGGAGUGUUAGAAAUGGAAACGAAUGCAGAGUUGUGUUUGCAUUGUGGUUGGGAACAGUAGUGAUCGCAGCUGGAUUUAUAGUCGCUAUUCUGUUGACCCUUAGCAAUAGGCCAAGGGGAUACAGGGCGUUUGCGGCAAUAGCAUGGCUAAUUGGGAUUUCUACACUGUUUGCGGCUACAAAGGGGAUGUGUGUGGUACUUCAUGGCCUUCAUCAUCGUCAUGUUCAUCCUUGGGAACUAUGGAGCGACGAAAAUGCCCUCGAAAUGAAUGUUGAAUCCAAAUCCUCAUUCGAUAGCAAGAACAGCAGCAAUAGCUACGAAGACGAGCCCUGGGUUGCUCGAUAUGCCAACCGCAAUAUCAUCCAAAAGAUUUUUGACAAAGAAGUUUGGAUCGAGGAACCUGCCCUUAAACAGAUCCAAGAUGCCAUUUUUGUCCAAAGUAUUAUUAUUGCUGCAAUAGUCUCGGCAAUCAUCGCCGGGAUUUUCGUUGCUUUACCGAGUGGAGGCUACUUUCAUUAA